AUGUCAAGCAAAAGGAACAGGCUGAGCACGUGCAAAGGGUACAUGGAAGCCAGAGCAGAGGGUGUCGAGGACACAAGAACCUCCUUCCUGCGUCAGAACAGCACACAGUGUGGUGAAGUAUGCAUGCGGGCCCACACUUACGGAAGGGCGGACAAGCCCCCGUGCCUACAAAACCCAAACGGCAAGGGCCGCUCCGCGCCCACCGGUCCACGGUGGAUCUCCCACCCCGCAGGCAUGCGCGGACGCGGACGGGGCUCGCAGCGCUGCCACUGCCCGCCCCACGCCUGGCAGCCGCGAGCCGGGCCGCGCGGCAUCGCUGAGGCGCCUCGCGGGCGGGCAGGCCGCAUGCGCAGAGCCGGCGGCGGGCUCUGGUGGGAGCACGUGCGGCGGCGGCGGCAGGGCCUGUCGGCGCGAGCCUCCGGUGCCGCCUCAGGAUCCGUUGUUAUGGACGGAGACAAGGACCGUGACAAAGUUGUGGAACAUGUUGUGGGCACCCACGUUGAAGAUGCUGUAACGUUUUGGGCACAGAGUGUCAGUAGAUGUAAUGACCUCUUGGAAUUAAGUUGUGAGCUGGCAGAUGCUUGUCCCAAGGCUAAUGCAGUUUUUGGCAAACCUGAUGUUGGUAAGAUUUAUGGUGGCUGUUUUUCUGAAGACAGAUGUUGGUACAGGUGUAUGGUACAGCAAGUGAUCAACGAUAAAAAAUGUCAGGUGUUGUACAUAGACUAUGGAAAUUCUGAGGUUCUGAAUAGAUCAGACAUAGUGGAAAUUCCGCCUGACUUGCAGUGUCCGAGCAUUGCCAAGAAGUACAGACUCCAGGGACUGCAGAUACUGGCUGAUCAGAAUGUAAACAUGUUUGAUGAGGGGAAGAAGUUCUUGAGCAGCCUAGUUUUUGAAAAAGAAAUAAAAAUACAUCACAAAGCCAAGCUCGAAGAUGGUACCAUCAUUGCCCAGGCAGAAUAUGAAAAGAUAGAUAUUGGAGAAGAGGUGGCCAAGGCAGGGUUUGCUCAAAGAUGCACAUCUCCAGGGUACACUAAAGAGGCAGAAGAGAAAAAAGCAGAUGUCAUGCAAAUACACAAUCGGAAGAUGAAGAUUUCUGUUCCACUGUGGUUAAACAGGUCUGAUCACACGAUGCACAGCUCCCAAAGAGGGCGUGUUGAGCAAGGACCUACUGGCACCAGGAACUGGAAUUUUCCUGUAAACCGGAUGUUUGCCCCAAAGGAAAAGGUGCUAGGUUUCAGCUCAGUGCCAGCCACCAGCUUGGCACAAGUAAGACCAGAUCAGAAGCUGCCUGAAGAGAAUGAAGUACUGAGAAGGCAGAAUCUGGAUCUCUUGCGGAGGCAGAAGGAGCUAGAACUGAAGGUUCAACAGCUGAAAUGUGAGCUUCAGGUAUGUGGAAGUAAAGAAAAGGAGCUGUCUAGGAAAACUACUGAAAGUUUUGAGAAGACCCUGCAUACUUACCUAGGAACAAAAAUGAAAAGUUUGGCUACUAAGGUGAAGGCACUGAAGGAAGUCAGGCAUGCAAAUAAGAGCAGUCAUUUUGGGGAGCAGCUCUUGGAAGCCAUAAAGGUGGUUACAGAAGGAUGUCUCACUGUUCCAUGUUCCUUGGAAAAACUGAAGAAUAUUUGGACAGAGUAUGACUUGGCUCAAGAGAGGAUUCAGUUAUGCACAAAUAUGGAUGAAAGAGAUGAAUUGAUCAGCGAGAGAGAUGAGGUGCAGCAGGACUUGUAUUCAGCAGUGAAAGAAUUAAUUUUGGAAGUGGAUCAACUGCCUCUCUCGGAGCGCUCAGGAACAUUACAGGAACUGUCUGCUUCUCUGGAAAUGUAUGAUCAAGGUUCUGAAGCAGGUGACUCUGAGAAGGUAUUUCAAGAGUUCUUUAAAUGGAAGAAUAUUAAAACAGAGAAAUUAAUUUGUGUCAGAAAUGAUACAGACACAGCUCUGCGAAUUCUUGCUGACUGGUUCAGUGGUGUCUUAAAGUGUUUUGACCUGACGUCAGAAGCAUCUUCAGAGCUAGACGAAGUGGUUGGCAAGGCAGAUGAAAUUCUGAAAAAGGUUGAGUUGGCUAUUUGUGAAGAACUGGAUGCUGACUUAAAUGAGCGUGAUGAAGCAGAGAAGAGAAUAAUUAUAAGUGCUUACAGUGAAGUUAUGCAUAAAGUUCGUCAGGAGCAAAGUAUGAUCUCUGUCAUACAGAACAGAUACUUGGCCAGUGUUGAGUUCAAAAACCAGGCAGAGGAAUGGAUGAAUAAAAGACCCAAUAUCAACAGCUUACUGUCAAUUAAGAAAAAUGUGAAAGCCUUAAAGGCCCAGUUAAGAUGGAAGCUGGUUGAAAAGAACAACUUCGAGGAAUCUGAUGAUUACAGUGAGUGUGAAAUGACACGAAUAAAAGAGGAAAUUGCUGAACUUCGAAAUAGGGUUCUUCAGGAAAUAGCCAAGGAACAAGAAGAAUAUGAGAAGCUUACAUGUUUGGUACAGAAAUGGUUCCCUGAGUUACCACUUCUUUAUCCAGAAGCAGGAAUUCUAAACUAUAUGAACUCUAGUGGACUCCUGACAUGCAGCCUGGAGCGAGAUCUUUUGGAUGCUGAGCCCAUGAAGGCACUGAGCAAAAAGCGACCGUUAGUGUGUUCAGAAAUUUGGGGCCAGAAGGUUCUUUUAAAGGGCUACUCUGUAGAUGUAAGCUCGGAAGCCAAAGUCAUAGAAAAUGUUGCCAAGUAUCACAGAGCUUGGAAUCAACAGAAAGAAAAAUCUGGAUUAUUACAACUGUUAUUCCUUCUUUCCAGCAAGUCUGAUCCUUUGAUGUAUUUAAUGGUCCCGUAUUACCCAGGAGCAAGUCUGGGAGCUGUACAGGCUGAUACACCUUUAACUUUAGAAGAGUCAUUAAAAGUGAUGAAAGGAGUGGCCAAAGGUCUACAGACAUUGCAUGGAGCUAAUAUAGUACAUGGAUCUCUGAAUGGAAAUAAUGUUUUUGCUGUGGAUCGAAAACAAGGAAUUGUUGGAGACUUUGAUUUCACAAAAUCAGAGGAACAGCGUGCUGCUGCAAACACUAUGAUUGUCAGUACCUUGAGCUUAAUUUCUCCUGAACUGAAAAUGGGACAGCCAGCUUCUCCAGCCUCUGACAUGUAUGCUUAUGGUUGCCUUCUGUUCUGGCUCUGCAUUCAAAACCAGGAGUUUGGGGUAAAAGAAGAUGGAACACCUGAGGUGGAAGUGGUUGUCAUGGAUGAUAAGGUUAAAUCUCUGCUCCUGAAUUUGUUCUGCUGUAACAGACUGACAGCUGAACAGGUGCUGAGGAAUGAUUGCUUCCUUGUAGUUGAUGAGAUUCCGGUUUCACCACAAGCACAUGAAGAGCAUGAACCACAUGAAGAACAUGGUUCUGAGAAGACACAUUAAAAAAAAAAGCAUUGAUUAACUGAGGAGAAUGGAGCAAACCCUACUGAAUAG
Molecule: messenger RNA, 3432 nt
Organism: Melopsittacus undulatus (budgerigar)
Lineage: Eukaryota; Metazoa; Chordata; Aves; Psittaciformes; Psittaculidae
Gene: STK31
Product: serine/threonine kinase 31
Exons: 24
Biological process (GO): protein phosphorylation
Molecular function (GO): protein kinase activity; ATP binding
Source: RefSeq, a predicted model, not a curated record